Dicrocoelium dendriticum is the source of this 14943-nucleotide messenger RNA. The record is from the annotation of a GenBank genome assembly. NCBI's taxonomy places the organism in Eukaryota, Metazoa, Platyhelminthes, Trematoda, Plagiorchiida, Dicrocoeliidae.
AUGCUGCGAAGGGUUCUCAGCAGUUUGCUUGAAAGAGUUAUUGGAUCGUAUGUGGAGGACGUUAAUAGCGAGAAACUUUCAAUAGGCCUAUUGAAUGGGAACCUGGCUUUAAACGAACUGACCUUAAAGAAGGAUUCAUUACACACGCUUCUAAAUCUUCCCCUUGUUCUGGAGCAAGGCACUGUGGGAAAGAUAUCUGUUCACAUACCAUACACCCAUCUAUGGAGUCAACCCUGGCAAUUAGUGGUGGAGAACGUUGAUUUAGUGGCCCAUCUCUCCGCUGCUGAAUUGAGCCGCCGGGUCCCCGAACAUCGGAUAGGUGACGCGGAUCAGCUGAAUGGGACUUCUGACAACAAGUUCAGCGGAAACGACAACGGUAGUUCUAGCAAUUCCUUUGAUCACAAAGGCUACUUGGCUCAAAUGGAGCAAAAAUGGUGGCAGACCAUCCAAAAUUACGGCGUUAAUGAUACGACCGCCCUAGCCGCUGUGGUCGCCAUGAACUCCAAUACUGAUUCUUCUUGGUGGUCGUAUGUCGCAUCGUUCGGGUAUGGUAUUGUCCGAAGCAUUCAAGUCGAAAUCCACAAUGUCAAUCUGCGCAUUGUGGACCGUUCGCUUGCUGUUGGCGGUCCAGAUAUAGAUCCACUGACUUCUUCCUUCGGUACAUUUACGCUCUCCUUACAACAUCUGGUCAUCAGAACUCCGGACGAGUCUAAGGCUGAUUUGGAGUCGAAGCUGAUCAUGAUGGACAGUCUAUGUGUCUCAUGGAGCGAAAUGCUGUCGCCAACUUUGGCAACCGAACUUACUCAGGGCAAGUCGUCCGGUUUCGCAGCACCUGCUCUCUACGUGCUUCCUCCUAGUUCACUGACAGGGCAACUCAGACGUAACCGACAUCCAACAAACUCCGAUAUUUCUAUUGUGGAUGAGAGGACACGGCAGCACAGCGUCCAAAUCGAAUUCGAUGCAUGCUUCGGUGACUUACAGCUACAGCUCUCCCGCGAUCUUUGCAUAGCCACUGUUCACCUGGCCGAGUUAAUGGCUCACGAACAAAACCUAAAAGAACAGUUUAGCCGUCGUCCGAAUGUUCCCGUCUACCGCAACACACAGAAAUGGUGGCGAUAUGCUGCUGGUGAGAUUCGUCCUCCUCUCCGAUCGUAUUUUAACGCUACCAUGCACACCACCUUUGAAGCGCUCGCUGGUGAGGCGAAACUUAAUGUUCGUUAUGUGAACGCCUAUACAAACUAUUUGGUCCGAGGCUUAAUCGAUGCUUCAGAAGUGCCCUCGGGUGCUGAACAAGAGGCGGUUAGUGCAGCCGGUUCGGAUCUUCGGGCAACCUCAGAAGACUCUGAUGAUAAUUUCCGCAGACAAGCCGAUCACCAAUGGCCUGUCAGCAGGAUUGCUACUCUUCGUUUGGUGGCGAUGCGCCGCGCAGCUGCCACUUUACAGAAGGGAUUGAAACCACGCUUCCCAUCUACCUCUGACCGCCUUUCACCGGAUGAACUUGCAUCGCCCAUGGGUUUGUCUUCAUCCAUUCCACGACGGAGUUUCACAGAGAGCGCAGAGUCUUCAUCCACUUCCUUAGUGCCACCUGCCUCAGUCGCUUCUGGUACUAUGUCUUGGUAUGCUUGGUGGCGCUACUCAUCACUUUUGGGUAUCCGUUCAUUUUGGUACGGGUCGGAGCCGGACGCUAUCCAACCCGUUAGCGAGUCACUUGGCAAGAACAAGUCGGAUGAAGCCCGUCCCUCCCUCCGAGAUGCUGUCUUCGAACUGUUGGAUGAGCUGGCGAUUACGUCAGACAAGUGGGAUCCUAGUGGUCCCCCGGACUUUGCCAAUCCUUCAGAUGUGGAGACUAAUGUUGUUUUCAAGGUGACCUGUCGAGUGGAUGGAUGCAGUUUUCGCCUUACGGACGACGAUACUUCUGUUACGGGACCGGGCGGCUAUAUUCGUUCGGCCUUCGUAUCCAUAUCCGGUCAGCGUAUGGUGUUCACUUUGGAGGCUGAACCUUGGCGCCGUUCAGCCCACUUUGCCGCUAGUGUAGAGUCGUUCACCGUACGCGACGAGCGCCACAGUCGCAUGAGCUCACACAUGACCGAGGUCAGUGGCACAACUGCUCCUUGGUGCUCGCGCUCAGUCUUCCCAUUUGUUGUUUUCCCUCGAGUCGUGGUCCCUAAAUCACCGCAUUUCGCCGCCGCACCUAUGGUGACGCGACCGACUUCGGCCCAGUCUUCGGGGUCAACAAUUAGCGGACUUUUUUGGUUGGUGUACGAGAUACUUCCGUCCGAUGCUGAUUUUGAUUUCAGCCUAGAAAUUAAGACGGAUCCUCUCCACGUCGUAUAUCAACCGGAGUUGAUCAAAUGUGUACUAGAUUUCACCCAUGCGGUAUUGUCAGCUGCCUCUCCUGGGCUUGAAUCCUCCGCUCGCCAGCAGUACCAGUCCAUCAAGGAGCGUACGCAAGCCAACAUCCGGGCAUUUCUGGACGACACAAAGCAGUCUUCAUCCUCUGCUGGCACGCCAGAACGAAGCGCUACGCGCUGUUCCUCGCCGUCUUGGCUGUUGUCUUCCGCCAUGCCGCCGUCACAACGGAAGCCACGUCGCUGGAAACUGAACCUAGACAUCUCCGCUCCACGCUUGCUUUUACCCGACUACAAUGUCCACUUCGCAGCCUGCUCGUCUAAUGAAUCAUCACAUCCUUCCAUCAAUGGCUUGCUUUGCAAUUUUGGUCGACUAAGGAUUCACAAUUGGCCCGUAGACGAUUCCUUUCAGAAACCUGGGGAGUUGAAGGAACCUGAUCGCAGCACGGAUAGCCGCGAACACGACGUUGAAGACGAUGUGUUCCUAACCCCAUGCGGUUCUCCAGCCUCACAGUCAGAUGCCGAAGAGGAACCAGUGGCCGACCCACCGAAUGCUGUCAUUGGAACGUGCGAUUCUGCUGAGGUUGUGUCAUCGCCUUCCUCUCCUGAGUUUUAUGAAUCAUACGCGCUCUAUCUGGAUGAUAUACACGCCGUGGUCGGCACGUUGGACGUGUUCAAGCAACUGGGUCUGUGGACUGAUCCGGUUGAGUCCGAACAUCACUCUGAUGAUCAAAAGUCUUCCACUUCCAGCGGCGGCCCGCCAGUCAUUCACAUCACAACUUCCAGACUAAUGGCCCAGUCCUGUUUGGUCGAUCGACUCAACUUGCACAUGCUCAUAAGUCGCCGCAUGAUUUCACUUCAUGACUUGAUUUCUCGUCUAGACCCAUCCGUCACACAAGCAGCAGGCUAUCCUCCAUCCUUGUGGAUCACACUGAAGGUAGAACGGUGUGUUCUCCGCUUGUCCGAUUCCAAACUGGCCAAUUUACUCAAAUGCCUCCAAACCAGUAGACCGCCAUCCACAAGCAACCAGACACCCAAGUUACCCAAAAAAGGAAUUCCGACUGAUCACUCGCACACUUCGUCCAGGCAGACAAGACGUCCUUUUGUCCGAAUCAAUCCUCCUUCCCUCAAGCGUUGUAAACUUAAAUGGACUCACUCACCCCAGAAACCCUCUACUUCUAUUUUGGGACUGCGGAAGCGACUCAUUACUGUCCUCGAAAUUAAGGAACUGAUUGUGCAAUUAGAAAAUAAAGGUUGUAGCACUGCCGAGUGCCGUAUCGAAGGUGCCACAGCAACCUGGAUCCGCUUAGCUGGUCGUGGCGCCGGUUACCAAGGUCGUUUCACUUUGCGUGGCCUUUCUGUAGCUGAUGCCACUGCGAAUUUCGGAGGGGAUUACGACAUGCUUGUGACAUCACACCGAAACUUUCGUUUGAAUUCACAUGGCCAAAUGGAAGUGCUCUCAAACGAAUCUGUGCCCUGCUCACCACGUGUGAAUUCUGCUGGCGCUCCGGGCCAUUUAGAUCCAACCUUUAUAUUCUGUUUGCACCCUCCGGAAGGCCACUCCUCACCAGUCUUCCAACUGCCUUUUGAAUCGGGUCAUCGGGGGAAGGACGUUUUGCAGCUGUACUUCGAUUGGAAUCCAGCGAGCACUUUCUCUGAUACCGUUACCGCUGUUUCUGGAAUGCGAACUGUACACCUACACUUGGACCGCUUGGAUAUUGUCUUUAAUCUGCAUACGCUGCGAGAAAUCCAGCAGUGCCUCUCGCAUAUGUCUGCGCUGGCCACUGCGUUCUCCAACCCAGGGGGAGAGAUGGACGAUGCUCCAAGCCCUAUCCACGAUGUCCCAGGCAAUCAUACUGCAAUACGCACUAAGCUGUGCGUUGGUGAGCUCAACGUCCUUAUCAUUCGCGUGCUUCACAAUUCACACACACUAGCUGAAGGCGAUGAGGACAAGGGAGUCGAGCGCGCCGAGCGCAUUCUCAUGGUUACCUUCCAAAGAAUACAUUACUCCUCUUUUCUUGCUUUAUCUCGCCGCACUCGCCUUCAGCUCUACGGCAUUGGUGUCUCCAACACACAGCAAUCAACCAUGCAUCCUUAUCUACUCCACGCUGGUCAAGUGUCGCGUUCACAUGAGUGUGAUGCUUUGAAACCAUCGCCAAUACCAGCCAUCUCUCUCAACCUGUGUUGGAAGCCCUCAGCAAGCCAUUUGUGGAUCCCAACUACUAUACAUGGCAUUUGCGACCACUUUACCUACGUCCAUUGCCCCGCAACAGUCGCUAAGGUAUCAGCUUGGAUGGAGCAGCUCCCUUCUGCAGAAAGCUUGAGUACCGUUUCUGCGCCAAAAGUUAAAGUAGGAGGGUUUCCCUCUUGCAUCUUCUCGCUACAGCCUCGGAUAACUUUCACACUCUUUCACACUACAUUCCUCCUCCCGAACGGUGCCGUUUCGUGCAAUGACGUGCUGCUAGCUCCCAUGGGUUAUGUACAUGUGACCAACGCAGACCGCUUCUCCUCGCUCCCCAUCUGCGCGACUGAUUUCUCGACUCCCAAACAGUCUUUGACGUUACAUGUGAAGGAUGCGGCGUUAUACUCUGCUGACCUUGGUAAACUGGUGAAGCUCCAUCCACCAAAAUUGAGUAUAGCGCCAGCUUGGCUGCGCAUUAUCCCAUCUCUUACGCCGCAACACAAAGCAGUUGAUUGCGUUCUGUCACCAACAUCCUUUCGUCUGCAACUCACAUCUAUUCUGGAUGACACCAUCGAUUGCCCCAGAUGGAAGUUGUCCCACGAGAAGGACGUGACUGAGUUCAUGGCAAAAGUGGCUUCCUCGACAGUCGCGAUCCCACCCGCACAGAUUCCCACGACGGAAUCGUGGGAAUCUCUUAUACAGCUCCAGAGUUGGUUCACAUGUCCUGUUCGCCUUCGUCUCACACAGCAAGUUUGCACUCAAAUUGUCCAGACACUGACUCACACAUUUCAAUCACAAGUUGCUACAUCACUCUUUUCGGAUGGCUAUUCUGAACCUAUCACGGCCGAUUGCGCCAACGACGAUGUUACUUACGAGACCAAACAGGCGGUGUUUGUGGCCGCGUCUGGUCCCCCGCUUUCGUGGCGCAUGUGGCUACACUCACUACAUGUGGAUAUCAUGGCUGAUGUGGACAUCUGUCCAGUUUCUCUUGCGCGCCUUGAAAUGCAAUCCGUCCAUUUUAGUGGUACUCGUGAUCCUGCUGGUGACUCUAUGGCACGCAUGUUCGGUCGAAUAACCAUCGGCUCUGUCUGUUUGGUCAAUUUGCUUCCACCAGAACACGACCACGAGGAUAAAAGGCCCAUAUCACAGGCGGUGCUUCUGUCUAUCACGUCAGCUGAUUCGUCACAGUAUGCAACCCCUCCUCGCACUCUCAACCCUGUUUUCUGCUCUCUUUCCAGUCUGAAAUCAGCACCGAUGAGUGACGACGAGGGCAUCACUAACCGAGGUCGGGCAGCAAGGGAUUACAAGUCUGCGCGACACAAGCAACGCUGUUUGUCUCGGUCCCAGUCAGCACAUGAGAUAUUAAAUCAUCGUAGCACCCAAAACUAUCCUGAGGAUCAGCCGUACUGCAAAACUCCAAGUCAAGUGGCCACCGGAUUAGAACUUCUUUCUUAUACCCCAUCUGAGGUACUCCCUGAAAGCACUGAGCAGUUCGUAAAGGCAAAAUAUUUCAGCCAUUUGGACUGUACUCAACUGUCGUUCCGCUUGUGUCCACAGCCAUGGGUCCUGAUUUUGGACUUCUUGCGGUCGUUUUUUUCCACCGUGUCUCACUCAUCUCCAACCGAUACUAAAACUGCUAGCAUCUGCUCGUACUCUAUGCAUUCAGCUUACAUUGGCAAUGCCCGCUUUAUUCUCAAUGCUAACCAAGACGAGUCAGCUGAUAUUGUUGAGUGUGUACUGCAGCCGGUACACCUGCGCUACCUCGACUGUGUGGACCGAUUCGACCUGCACUUACCUGAGCACAGACAAUUAACUCCCGAAGGUCUGCUCGGCCCAUGCAGCGUGCUGUCAUGUGAGAUGGGCGAUCUGUCUAUUCGUGCGCUCCUGCCUCAAGAAUCCACUCUAUAUGCUGUGCGCCUAUGUUCUAAGCGUCCCGUUGACGGAUCGGAAGUGAAAAACACACAUCACUUCGCACGUUCGUUCACUCUUUGUCUUGUCUGUUCGGCAGCGGUCGAUGGUGUAUCACGUACCAUUCAGGACACAUAUUUUUAUGCUCGUAUGGCUCCCCUACAAUACGUGCACACUCAUCCCUUCGCACUCUGUAUACUGGACAGCCUGAAUUCGUUCUUACUUCAAAAAAAUUUUCUUUUUCACAUUCGGGACUCUAGCCUUUGUCCUAAGGUCUCUAGCAUCGCUCACCGAACUCCUCAAAUUUGGCUGGACGUCAUAUUCUCAGAACCUUCCAUCGUCUUGCCUGUAAGUCCACAUUCAGCAGAGGUACUGGUGAUUUCCGCCACUCGACUGGCCAUUAUCAACCAGUGCCUGAACGUUGACAGCUGCUCCUAUUCUGCGGACCAACUACCUUUCGUGCUCCGGGACGCCGAGGAUAUAUCACCGAACAGCCGUUGCGUGUUUUGCGAAUCGAAUUCAGUUCGAAGCACCCAUGGAUCUGUGGAGCCUGGACAUAGACCGGAUGGUAAAGCUAGUGAGGCGCCUUCAUCUGACUUCUGUCUCGUAGACCGAAUACGCCUGUGCCUGAGUGGUGCGUUUGCCUAUCACGCAAAGCACCGUUUCACAUCACCCCCAGAAACUAUAUCAGGCCCUCACAUUUCCUCAAACGCACCGGAUCUUCGUUUACACUUUCCGGAUUACACUGUGCAACCAUCUGUGUGUCAGCGUGGCUCACAAGCUCUUCUGUUCGACCCUACUGAUCUACAGCUCUUAAUUGAACGAAACUUAUCCAGCGCCCAUUCUCACCAACUACCUAACUGGCGCAUAUCCGCACCGUUACACGGGUCGGACAUUCGACUGAGUCCCCAUGCGUACCGCGCGGUGCGGGGUCUCUUGAGUUACAAUUUCGGCGGCAUUCUUGGGGAUGAUCUGGAGGAUAUGGGCACCAUCUUUCCCGACGGAUUCCCUCUGUCUCCUGGGGUGUCGGUUCCCGUCGGUUCCUUUCCAUCUUUCUUUCCUCCUAAACCCAACAUCCAGACUGCAAUCAUUAAUGUUCCUUGGGUUGUGUGGUCAUUCGAAAUUCCACUGGACGAAGUUCGUUUGAUUAUUUUGGAAGACAACAGCGCUAACAAUCAAGAAUGGUGUCACUUCGAAUUCCAGAGGGGAUACUUUUUCUACGAUAAGUUGUCCAAUCAACGUUCCACUGCUCAGUUGAGUUGUCCAACACUUCGGUUGGUCAAAUAUCAGUCGCCAAGCGGCGGUGAUCACUUGGUGUUUGGUCCCACCUUCACACCACAUCUCAAUGGGACUGUUGGAACGACGGGACCAUCUGCGUUUCGUAUUCGCUACUCCUCCUCUCCGUUCUCAUCUACUCUGUCGGUGUGCGUACGUUCAAUGGAGUUGCAGUUUCACUACGCCUUUCUAACUCAUUUGCUCGACGUGAUUUGCACCGCACCGAUUUGUCCCCCCAACGCCCUCCAACAGAUGAGGCGAAUCGACUCUGGAUCCACGACACCACUGGAGUAUCAACUAUGCUUUGAGGACUGCACGGUGGUCCUACUCAUGAAUCCUUCAGUCGUCUCUUCCAACGCCGUCUUGUUACGCGCAACUGCCUUCAUCGCCCGAUCUCAAUCCAUUGUGACUUGUUCGGCUUGUGUGCCUUUCACACAAGUCUGCCUGCACACUCUUCGGCUCUCCACCCAUACCUCGCCCUCAACUCCCUCCACCUUGGGCACUUUCCUCCGCUUGCGUUCGGCACAACUACGACUAUCCUCUUCAGCCUCAAUUCCGCAACCUACUAAGACUUCAGCGAGCGACUUACAGAAAUCAAACUUGCCCAGCGGUCUUCUCACCAACACCUUUGGCGCGACGCGACUCUGUGCAGACUUAUCGGCUCAACGACAACAGCAUCCCCCACAACCUCCCAAAUUUGAACUACUUUUCUCAACCUCCAACAUAUCUGUCGCUCUAUCUCCAUCGAUUAUAGAAUUGCUUACUCGUCUUCUUCGGUCGCUUGCUGACCAAUGUACGCAGUCUUACGCGUGUGAAAGUCGUUCAUAUAGCUUCGAGAUCAAUGGUCAUUUCGACGGAAAUUCAGCCACGGAUGCAAAUAGUACGAGUAGUGGUCAUUUACUAAAUCGAUUCCUCCGGCUACCGGAGAUGUUCAUUGACUUCGUGUCCCCUCUUGUACAUACACUUCACUUCAACUCCGUGGUCAACUUGCGUCUCUUUGACACUGACUAUGGUACACUAAUCCCUUUGUUCGAGGUGUUGCUCAAAGAUUUCAGGUUCACCUGGCUUCGUUCUCAGCCACCUUCCAUCGCAACAUUGAACACCGCAGGAUUAUCAGUCAAUUACUACAAUCGUGACCUCAUGGCUUGGGAACCCGCUAUCGAACCCUGGGACUUCUCUCUUCACUGGAGUCGGCCGAAAACCAACGCCUGUCCACGAGUUACCGCCAUCGCCUUCCAUUCCGACAAAAUCUUCAACUUCAACCUAACUCUCUGUUUGUUGCUACUGAUGCGGCGGUUGGUGGCCAGAUUUAGCCAGGGACAUGCUGAUACAAUCGUCCCCGGAGCAGGAAGUUCAGAUUCCGAAACUGGCAAUGUGGUCUCAAACGGGUCACCUGAGCAUCCUUACGACAGUCAACCGAAGGUCUCAGCACCGUUCCGUCUUUACAAUCGGACUGGCAGUACCGUGUGGUUCAAGCUCCUUCCUGCAGAUGAUGCAGCUAACCUUCCCGAAAUCGAAGGGAAAUCGGGUGUAACUGGGUCGAGAAAUCAAUGGCAUCGCCUUGAUCCUCAGGCGGACACCGGGGACUUGCUGCAUGUCACUGCAUUGAACUCACAGUCCCACCCAGAUUCUUUAUCCGUGUACAGGAACACACCACCCAAGCUGCUCGUUCAAGUAUCUGGCUGGAGGCCCACUUAUCCCAUUGCAGUGGAUCGCUUGGGCAUAUACUUCCGGACACUGGAGCGAGAUCCUACAGUCGAUAUCGCAUUUGAGGACAAGCACUUCGUGACUGAUGCUCAGUUACCAUCGUUUACUCGUCUCAUUAUCGAGGUCUUACUUUCCGACUCUCCUGUCCAACACCUUGUUGUGCUACGCUCCGCGCUCACCAUUACCAACGACCUCUCUGAUGGCCACCAACUUCUUGUGGGUUUGCAGCAUUCCUCCUCUACGUCGACCGCCCAGGGUGACAUGACGUGGUCUUCUCAGCUGUGUGAACCGAGCGAACUGGUACAGCGUAUACCCCUGGUUCUCAUUCCAUCCGGCCAGACAUCUGCCCUCCCACUCACUUGGGCCGCUCUUCACUCCACCGGAUUCGGUACACUCUGUUUUUGUCCCACAUUGAUUCCCACCACUCCGAACCACGGUGUCUCCUCUGUUGUUGGGAAUUACGCCACCCGCCGUUACGCAACUUAUGACUGGGCCGCAGUAUGCCUGCCCAACGUGACCGACGUCGGCUCUGACAGCGGCAGCGGACGUGCAUCUCUGACACCCACGUCUGCUCACACAGCUUCCAAUUUCUCAUUGGAGCUGGACACUACAAGCACCACCAGACAUUUGGAUUGGACUCGAUUAAAACAACCAGGUGAAGUGAUUGAAGCCAACCUUCUUUGUCGCAGCGGAACGGCAACCAGCCAGAUUGGUUUAAUCCAUGCGACUUUGGAUAAUUCAUCUGUAUUGCCUUCUCUGGAGGGUGAUCACGAUGAAGGUUUGACCACCUCCUUACCACCUCUUCGCUGCACCAGCAAUCCACCUCGGAAUGGCAGUGGCGGCGUUUCUCCGCGCUAUCAUAUGAGUCUAGUCAUCGUCCGCGAUCAUUUCCCUCUGGAUCCCCUGUGGGUCGGUGUACCCGGAGCUGAGCAUCUCCCUCACCCAAAAAGCCUUCCUGGGCAUCAUAUCACUGUAUCUCCCAUAAUACGUAUAACAAAUUUGUUGCCUUGUGAACUUACCUAUUUUUUUGCCGACACCUCCGUACGUGGAUCUCUGGCCGCUGGUCAUGACGCAUGUGUGCAUGAGUUGCCACCGGCGGAGACACUUCGUUUCGGCGUGUAUCUGGAUGGGUUUCCCAAAUGUGAGCCCCUCGAUAUCCCACCGAAUACGUACGACCGCAAAGUCCUAUUGAGACUUCAAGAUCCUCUGGGCCGACCCUUAGAAUUGCAGUUGCGUGUAAUCUCACGUUCCGGUGCCGCCCGACACUUGACAGUGAGUGCUGUCAUUUGGUUACUGAACGAUUCUGGUCUGCCACUUGUGUUUGCUCAAUCCUCUUCCUUCUUGGAAUCAUCCUCCAAUGUGGCCGCCGGACAAUACGGGGAACAUGAACUGGCUCGUUCCGUUUGUCCUCUUCUCUUCUCAUUCGCCAACAAACAAGAUGGCUACUUGCUUCGUGUUCGAAUUGGCCGAGGCGCUCACUGUGAUCCAUCUGAUCUCAAUUCCGGUUCAAUACGUCGGGAAAAGCGAUCAGACUAUUACCCCGUUUGGUCUCCACCCAUUUCUUUAGAUAAAUCUGGUGUGGAUAUGCUGCAGCUGAGGGUAUUGGACUCCUCAAAACGCCCGGCACUGGUGUACCAUGUCGGCUUCGAAGUACGUCCUGGUCGGGGUCGACAUGCCGUUACCACAAUCGUCACUUUCAAACCACGUUACAUCGUCGAGAACCGAAGCGGUGUCAGAAUGGAUCUUACUCAACGACGCUGUCUGCAGACUCGCACCGGCGACUCAGCCAUUGUCACGCUGGAUCAUGGAUGCUCUCAGGCGUUCCACUGGCCUCGUGAUGACCUCGACCGCUUGCUGUGUCUUCGUGUCGAUAUGGCAUCUGAAGCUGAGGCUCUUGCGGAUCAACACAAAUCUCUUUGGUCCGGUGGGUUCCAAAUCGACCGACCGCACGCGUUCACCUUGAUGCUAAAUUUUCCAAGCAUCAAUGAUUUGAAGGGGAGCCCGGGGCAGCGUUAUACACCAAGCACAUCGAUAAUCGCAGAUCGUUUGCUUGUUCGUGUGGUGGUCGUUUUGCGUGAAGCCACAUUCCAUGUGCUCAUUCAAGAUGCCAACGCUUUGCCUCCUCCGUUCCGUUUGGAAAACAUGAGCCCCGUGGCAUUGUUUUAUCAACAAAUCACUUCCACCCUAAUCUCUCCACUUGGGCUCUCUCAUGCGGUUGUUCCCAACGUCGGGCCACCACUCACUCAUCGGUCUUCUCAGUCUAGUCAAUCUAUACUCGAUGCUUCCUUGUCUGAACACUUUCGCGACUCCGUUGACUCUACAAAACGCGCUACAUCACGCGAAUGUACGCAGAACGUUUGGUCCGGGGGAGCUGUUCUCUCAUAUUUGAGUCCACAAACCUCGGUUCCUUACGCCCUAGAGGAACCACUCUAUUCCCCUUCGAUUAUGCUACGCGUGCAGGGUGGCACUAGCGCCUCUUAUAACCUGGAACAAGCGGGCUCGAUGGACCCUCUAAUGUACGACAACUUUGUUUACCUUACAGUGAUUGGUCCCCUGACCGAUGGGAAUACUUCAUCUUGUAGAUCCGACAGUUUCUCGGGUGACAUCGUGUUUGACGUCAUGCCAAGUUCCAAUCGCGUGGUAUAUUCCUCAAGAAUCCCUGGUCGUCGUUCUCAACUUUGGUGGCUUUCGGAUUCUGGCUUCGUUUGCCAUGAAGGCAGUUCCUCUCCAUUGGAGCCGGGAGAGCGCGCAGGCCGGAAACGCCAAUCUGGUCGCCAGUUCGUAUUAGACCUUGAUGUGACCGCUCCCUCAGACGGUCGUAGUGGACACGCCUUCGCCAUGGACCCUGAUACCGAAAGACAAUUCGAAGUGGCCCAACUAACUGUUGCGCCACUAAAUAAACGACGAAAGAAAUUCCAAACUUGGCGCAUUGAUCAGCAUGGCCUUCUCGUCAACGACGCCCUCUUCUGCGUUCAAGUCUAUCGGGAACAGUCCUCUGCCAACGCUGUGAUCGACUAUGUGGGCACUCCCAUAUUGGUAGCCCGGCCUCGGGUGUCCGCCACACGCCUUAUCAGUCCCAUGAUCACACCGGCAAUCAUAUUCCCUCUUUGGUUGCGGCCUGGAUCCGGCAAACUACGCGUAUAUCUCUAUCUGGACGGGGUUACUCGUGUACUGCGCAUCGAGGAUGAGGCUGAUUCGUUUGCGCCAUCAGUACGCGCGAACGUGAGUAGCAGUGUCCUUUCUCACACGAACUCAGGCAAAGUAGUUCCAUCGUCCAGAUGGAGUACCCUGAGUCACGCAGGCUGCCAACCCUCACUGACGAAUCCACAAUCCACCACACUUGCAAUGCAACCCAAUGCGUCGAUUGAUCAUCAGUGGUCUGAGCUCGCUUGCGACGAUUCGCAGUUUCGGAUCAUGGUCUCGCUGCCUGCUGGCAUCGGAUGCAGUAUCAUUUCAGCAUUUGCCGAAGAGUUGGUCUACGCCUCGUUCGUAAACGUCCGCUUGUCCUUCCUUCGGGCUUAUUCACUUGACCCACUCAUCCAUCCACGUGAGUGGUCCGGCAACUUCAAUGUGCCUGUCCAGCCUGAUGGACUGCACCAUGCCACUGGUGUACUGGCCCAGUCAAAUCCAACGCAUGAGACUGAUGAUCAGCUUCAAGAGGAUAUCGAUACCGACCCAAGCUCACUUCUUGACUGGGUCACAUUGCAUUCCAACACUCGAGGGUUUACAACGUCAAAUUCUCUGUCCGAUUUUGUGGGGCUGGAUAUCGAACAUAUCCAGAUAAAUAAUCAGCUUCCCGGUGCAACCCUACCGGUGUUGCUGUUCACAAACACCAGAACCGCGUCUACCCAUAGUCGUGGCGCCUCAGGUAUCCACAAGAUUCAUCGGAGAGUCAUCGAAGGUCGACCAGUCACAAAUGUUGUCGAUGCCCCAUGCACCUUAACAGUGGCAUUUCAACGCGAGGUACAAUCCCAUUGGAAGGUUCAACUCUUUAAAGCUUUCCAGGUAAAUGUUAGUCCUGUUAUUAUUCAAGCCGAGGAGUUACUGUUGCUGAAGCUUAUUCAAUUCUGGCAACACACCACGGGCGCGCUUCUUGCGACUGCUACGCCCUCCCAAGAUUCGUUGGAUGAGAACGUUACCAUAAGGACAUAUUCAUCAACUCCGAUGGACAAUGGUCACCUCCUCUGGUUCGAUCGAUUGUUCAUCAGUUGCAUCCCUUUGCGACUGAGUGUGCAAACUGCGAAACAAUCUUUAACUUCCUCCAAUCUGGCCGGCGCAAAGCGCCUUUUGCCUUCUUUAAUGAGCUUCUCUAACGCGGACGUACAAUUAGAACCGCUCCGGUGCUCACAUAUCCUCGAAACAGGUUCAUAUCUUUGUACGCAUUUGAUUACUCACUACAAACUGCAACUGCGCGCUCAUGCGGUUCACAUCUUCGGAUCUGUGGACUUCUUGGGUAAUCCGAUCGGUUUGAUCAACGACUUGACCUCUGGCAUCUCUGGUUUGGUGGAACUAGAUGUGGGUAGCCUGAUUCGCCAUGUGGCACAUGGCUUUGGUGAUAGCACGGCCAAAGUGGCCGGUAGUUUUUCGCAAUUGCUCAACGCCAUAUCAUUAGAUGAACAGCAUCAGUACAAACGGGCUGCUAUACUCGGUGGGAUUCCAGACUCCUCACCACUAAUUCCUCAGCGUAGUACAUCACAGGCUUCACAUUCGUACGCACAAUCCCAUCCAACCGGCGAUCGAUUGGCGACAGAAGAUUUGGAUGAAUUCGAAAUCGCCGACAAUAGCGCAUUGGUGCCAGCCUUGUCCGUGGACUCGAGCAAAGCGAUUGCUCCGUUAACAGCCGGUCUCCGAGGAUUCAUGCACGGUUUCGUCGGUGGUAUGACCUCCAUGGUCACGCAGCCCUACAAAGGAAUCCAAGAAGAUCAAUUCAAAGGUUUCGUUUACGGUCUAGGCAGGGGCUUACUUGGCACCGUGACCAAACCGCUUGGCGGCAUCCUGGAUUUAGUCUCCGGUGCGAUGACCAGCUUGAGUGAAGUCACUCGGUUUUCAACACAUGCCCAUCCUCGUCGUCGGCGCCCUCGGCGUUCUGGUCUUUCGAGCCAUGCACUGCAGCCGUUAUCAGCUUACCAACUGGAUGAGGCAGUCGCUCAACUCCAGCUGCAUCGUCUAACGCUGUUCACCACCGCACGUCAGACAUCUCGCGUUACCGUUCUAACGCCCUUGUUGCCUCCUGAAUGGUUGGAAAUUGGAGAGGAGGUUCAUGUAGACAGCGAAGAGGAAGAAAAUGAGCCAACAUCGGUCGGACCGGGAACAUCCGUACCACUGCCUCCUCUAAGCCGCAUCGUUCAAACCACCGUGGAUGGAGCUUGGUUGACGCACACAUUCAAUUCCCCCGAAUGCGUGUUCCACGUGUUACCCGUCCAACGAAACGGUGUGAUCGUGAUUCUCACUGAUCGCACACUUUGGUGUCUGAGCAGCCCCACUCUCAGUGGGUGGGUUAUGGCAAAGGAACAUGAGCUACUG